UUAUUCCGGGGGUAUCGUUUACUUAUUAUUGAUCAUCACCAUAAGUAGAAAAGGAAAAAAGAAAAGCAAAGACAAGACAAGACAAUAAAUCAAGAAGAAGGGAGAAAAAAAAAACAUGGCGCCUCACCCCAAAGACGCCCCGCCUCCGUACUCCAAGCACCCUACGGAGGGCACGGCGACGAUAGCCACGGGCUCCCAGGACCCUCCCCCCUUCGCAGCCCAACGCCAAAAUCAACCCCCGAUCCCGCGCCAGUUCCCCCCCGCAUUCAACAUGUACAUCGAAUCCAGGCAGCACUACCACAUCGGCGAGCACCAGGCGGCGCCCCUGUACGCCGUCACCCUCGCCCGCCCCGUCCUCUUCUCUUCCUCGUCUAGGCCCGACGUCCUGCUGCACUGCGGCCCGAGCCACCAGAGCCCCGCGCUCGCGGCCGUCGAGCGCGUCGGCUUCGACCGGUGUCUGACGGUGACGUUACCGCCGCUGCUCGUGGCGGGGUCCGGGUCGGGGGCAGGGGCGGGGGCCGGCGUCCAGGAGCGCGUGGAAACGCCGACCGGGUUCGGCGACGGGCCGUACACGUUCGUGGUCGAGGCGGGGCCGGGGCAGCGGCGGGAGGCGUUCGCGUGGCGGCGGUCGCGGGGGGAGACGGUGGAGGCGCUGGGGGGGCGGGCGAGCGGGUGGAAACUAGUGCGGCUGCGGACGGACGCGCCGAGCGGGUUGGAAGGGCCGGGGCGGGCGGUAUUUGCGGGGGGAGGGGCUUGUGCGGGGGACGGGAAGGAGGUGGUGGCGGUGUGGGCGUGGGCGACGAUGAGCCUGACGAAGAAGCUGCGGUUCCGGUUCCUGGGCUCGGGGGUUAGCGGCGUGCUCGGGGAGAGGUGGGCGGUGAUGGCGGUGGCGACGGCGCUGUGGAUUUUCGAGAGGGAGAGGAGGCAGAAGGAGGAUAGGUAGCGUUAAAGGGCGGGAUGGGAUGGGGGGGCGUGGAAUGGGUAAGGGUUGAAAAUAGGGAAAUGGGGCAGAUACUGACGUUGAUGAGAAUUGGGAUGGGUUUGGCCCGUGAAGGAAAUAGGGGUUAUCGUUUGGGAAGUCGGUAUUAAUUGGUCUGGAUGGUACUUAUACCCUAUGUGAUACAGGUCUACCUGAAAACUAUCACUAUAUCAAAGUAUUUCGGUGUUGUAGCAAUCACCUUUUUCGAGACCUGACUGAAGUAUUUGAUCCGGAUGGGAGUAUAGGAGUAUACUGCUCAAGAAUUCGUCGCUGUUACUUCAAUCCUAAAUUUGCUCUUCCUAUCUUUUUACUACCUCCUUAAUCUGAUACUUAGGUCUCCUCGGCUGGAUAGACAUCUAAUAGGCCACGACAAGAAAAAUGCAA
Daldinia caldariorum is the source of this 1363-nucleotide messenger RNA. RefSeq lists its product as uncharacterized. The record is from RefSeq and is a predicted model, not a curated record. The coding region runs from base 116 to 943 and encodes 275 amino acids. The transcript has a single exon. NCBI's taxonomy places the organism in Eukaryota, Fungi, Ascomycota, Sordariomycetes, Xylariales, Hypoxylaceae.